AUGCCAGACACCCCAGAAUCACCAGUCCCCGUCCAGGAUGAAGAAAAGACACAACCAGACAUCGACAUCCAAGCCCUCGGUAUCUCGCCCGCCGACCUACCUCCCAUCGAUACCGAAGACGAGACCCUCCAACGAAUCCCCUGGUCCUACAAAUGGAUCGCCCUCCUCUGCAUCGUCUCCCUCCCUAUCGGACACACCUGGACGGGUUCCGCUCUCGGCCCGCUCAAGAACACACUGCGCAACGAGCUCGGCGUAAAUAAUGCGCAGUUCGGCGUCAUCAGCAGCGCCGACGCCUUUGUCAACACCGUGUUUCCGAUUGUUGGCGGGUUGGUGCUCGACUGGUGGGGACCGAACCUCGUUACGCUGUGCUGCACUGCCGUGAUCCUCGUCGGGUCCGUGGUUGCAGCGGCCGGGGUACAGGUUGGGCUGUGGAGGGUUCUUGUGAGCGGGCAUGUGCUCAUGGGGUUCGGUAUUGCGGUGCUAGACUCUGCUACGCAAAAGUUCUUCUACCACUGGUUCGGCGCAUCAGGCCUCGCCUUUGCCUUCGGCCUCGAGUCCGCCAUCGCCAACACGGUCAGUCUCGUCUCGGGCAUGGUCGCCAUCCCCAUCCGCGACGGAACAGGUUGGUACGGUUGGACAUUCUGGAUCCCCGUUUUCUUCUGCGGCUUCUCCCUUAUCGUAAACAUCGCCUACGUGACCUUCGAGCGCCUCGCCGUCCCGCCGCGCUUCCGACUGACCUCGGGCCGAGCCCGCGCCAUCGCCGAGCAGCAGAACCUCUCGGACCGACGCCGCUUCUCCUGGAACGUCUUAUUCGCCUUGCCAUGGGCCUACCUCAUGCUCCCCGCGACACAGCUGCUCCAGAGCGGUGCCGCGGGCGGUUUCAGCACAAGCUCGGCCGACAUCAUCUUCAUGAAGGGGUAUACGGAGGCAGUGGCGGGAUACCUGUCGACGGCGCAGAAGAUUCUGCCCAUUGUUCUGAGCCCGUUUGUCGGCCUUGCUAUCGACAAGUACGGACACCGGUUUCACUACGUGGCGACGGCCCCGGUAUUGUGGAUUAUUGCUUGCGCAAUGUUGGGGUUCACCGACGUCCAUCCACUUGCGGCACUUGUCUUUUCUAGCUUGGCGGGCGUGAUCAACUCGAUGCCAUUGCAGAUUUGUAUUCCGCUGCUGGUGGCGGACCAGGCAAAGAUCGGGACGGCGUUUGGGGUGUGGAGGGCGUUUAACAACUCUGGGUCGACGAUUGUAAGUCGAACUUCUUCACGUCUUCCGCGGCCUUCCAUUGCUCUGUUGCUUUUGGAGCACUUGAGACAGGUACUAACGUCUACUUCCUAG
This is a messenger RNA of Colletotrichum fioriniae, 1332 nucleotides long. RefSeq lists its product as uncharacterized. Gene Ontology annotation, molecular function: transmembrane transporter activity. The record is from RefSeq and is a predicted model, not a curated record. Lineage: Eukaryota; Fungi; Ascomycota; Sordariomycetes; Glomerellales; Glomerellaceae. Gene Ontology annotation, biological process: transmembrane transport.